Molecule: messenger RNA, 1278 nt
Organism: Aspergillus bombycis
Lineage: Eukaryota; Fungi; Ascomycota; Eurotiomycetes; Eurotiales; Aspergillaceae
Product: WKF domain-containing protein
Exons: 1
Coding region: 1-1278 (425 amino acids)
Source: RefSeq, a predicted model, not a curated record
AUGUCCGGCGAAGAAUCUUCCCACGUCCCGGCGUGGAAAAAGUUAGGCUUGAAGCUCAAAUACGCUAAGGACUCCCUAGAAGAAGAGGAAAGGGAAAAUACAGAUAAGGUUGAAAAGAAGGAGAAGAAGGACAAGAAGGAAAAGAAGAAAGAUUCAAAGAAGAAGAGGAGCAAUGCUGAAACCGAAGCCGAACCCGAGCCAGAGGAUAAGAAGUCGCGCAAGAACAAAAAACGACGACUUGACGAUAAUAACGAUGAGCGGGACGAAAAAGAACAAUCUGCAAUUGAGGGAAAAGAUGACGAAUCCCCCAAGAAAAAGAAGAAGGUGUCUUUCUCGACUAAAGUAGAGGAGAGGGAGGUGCCUAGUCGUGAUGCCCAGAGUGAUGUCGAUAUGGAUGCCGGUGCCGAUGCUGAUGCCGAGGAUGGAGGGAAGAAGCAGAAGAAGAAGAAGGAGAAAAAGAAGAAGAGGGAUCAGUCGGCGGCUGGAGAUUCAGCGAGCGAUGCGUCUUCGAAGAUUCAUGAAACUCCUAUUCUCUCCUACCUGAGUCUUUACUACAAACAUCGGUCGGCGUGGAAGUUCCAGAAGAACCGCGAAACACAUCUCUUCAAACAUGUUCUUUCGUUGGAGCAGGUGCCGACUCAGUAUAAUGCUGCUCUUCUUGUGUAUCUUCAGGGCUUGAAGAGUGAAGGUGCUAAGCAGCGGUUACGUGAGAUUGCUGAGGAGGCCGUGAAGGCAGAGAUUGAAGAGGCUUCGUCCGAUGACAAGGAUGAAAGCGCCGUGGACGAGUCUGAGGAACAUGUCCCGUCUGAGAAGGAGAACUAUAAUAGCGCUCUUGGCGCUUUCAGGGAAUGCCUGUCUCAGGGCAAACAAGAUGAGCUUAAUAUGACUGGAUCUACGGAUAAGCUGGAAGGCGAUGCGUUGAAGAAGCUUGAGAUGAGACAGCGAGCGGAGCUCGUCUUGUAUGCAGUCAAUGGCACGCUGUUCAACUUCCAGAAGCCAAAGCCUCUUGCACAAAAAGGAAAGGGUGCGAAGAACCAGAACCAAGCAAAUAAGAAGAAGAAGAAGAACCGGACUGCUAUUGUGGAAAUAUCAAGCAGCAGUGAAAGUGAAAGCUCUAGUGACAGCGACAGCGACAGCGACGACGAUGCUGCUCCCAGCAAAAAGAAGAAAGAGACACCCAGAGAUUCGUCUUCUGAUUCGAGCAGUGACAGCGAUGCUGAAAGCACAAGCUCGAGUGAUUCAUCAUCCUCGUCGUCAUCUUCCUCUUCCUCUUCCUAA